AUGAAGUUCAUCGAUAUUAUUGCUGGAUUUCUUUUAUGUGUAUUAGGUGUUUGUGACUCUAAACCUUCAAUAUAUAGUAUUCAAAAACGGUUAAAGAACUUGCAAUCAGCAGCGAACAAGAAUCAUGAAAAGACAAUGUUUUCCAUGAGAUACACAGGAUCGGAUUUAACAUCAGAUAGCGGAAGGGGUGAUUCAGUUUUACAAUCGGAAAAUGAUAAAAAUGAAUAUAUUAAAAAGAUUUUGGCUCAAAGACAUUCACAUCGACCUUUAGUUAAAAUUAAUCAUCAGGAGGUAGCUGAUGGAGAAGGAUUAGAUGAAUAUGUAGUAAAUAGAUUGAUGAAAGAACAUCGACAACUUAAACAUAAAAGAGCAUGUCGAGGAGUUGAACGUAGGUUAAAAACAUUAAAAUGCCCAUCAGAUCGUUCUAUAUGUUUAUUAGAUGAAAUGGUAUGUAAUGAUUAUCCGGAUUGUCCUAACGGAGAAGACGAGAAUCCUGCUGUGUGCCUUAUUCAUGAUUGGGCUUCAAGAUGGUUUUCAAAGAUUCAGUAUUACCUAAUACCAACUAACGAUAUAUAG
Messenger RNA from Lottia gigantea (owl limpet), 576 nucleotides. RefSeq lists its product as hypothetical. Bases 1 to 576 code for a protein of 191 amino acids. Gene Ontology annotation, molecular function: protein binding. The record is from RefSeq and is a predicted model, not a curated record. NCBI's taxonomy places the organism in Eukaryota, Metazoa, Mollusca, Gastropoda, Lottiidae. The transcript is spliced from 5 exons.